AUGUCUUUUGUCGAGAAGAAAUCAACUAUCAAAUCCAUACUCAAAUCAAAACUGUCCUUCAAGCCGCCAGUGACUCAGGAUCCAAGAACAUUUAGUCGAACGACCAAAGGCAUCAUCUUGAUGUGCAUUGGGUUAUGUGCGAGUACAUCAGGAUUCUCAUCCACCAUCUACUUUCCAGGGCUUCCUGCUAUCACCGAGGAAUUACAUGCACCGCCUAUCGCUACAACAUUAACUGCAGCCUUGUUCGUCUUGCUUAUGGGCAUUGCUCCUGUUUUCUGGGCAUCUUUCUCUGAUCGUUUGCAUGUACGUCGUGUGCUGCUGUUCUUCUCGAUGAUUGUAUUUGCUGUUGCAUCCCUUGGUGCUGCCUUUAUCAACAAUAUUUGGGGAUUGGUGGUGCUGAGAUGUAUUCAGGCUGUUGGAUCUUCUUGCGGACAAUCUGUCGGCGCUGGUGUCAUUGCUGAUUGCUAUCCGUUAGAGCAACGUGGUGCUGCUUUUGGAAAAUACUUUUUCUUUGUGUUCUUUGGUCCACUGCUCGGCCCUAUUAUUGGCGGCUUCUUGAUCAUCAGCGUUCUUUCAUGGCGUGCUACCUUCUGGUUCUGUGUAGCAUUUGCUCUGUUCAUUGCGUGCAACAUCUUCUUCCUGUUUCCUGAAACCUAUCGUGAUAAUGCCAAAUGGGAUAUGCAAUUGCCUACUACUUCCAAUGACGAUAAAGCAUCCUCCAUUAGCAGUGCAACUCUCGAAGGCAAUGCUCAUCAGCCAGAAAUAGAGGCGAGCUCCGAAAAAAGCCAAAUUGACACAGUGGAGCACCAGAUUCCUGUAGAGCCCAAACCAGCAGCUGCCCAACCACAAGCACGCCGUACUAAUCCUUUUGCUGCCUUCCUCUUGUUGAGACAUCCGUUUGUCCUCUGUUCUGCUCUUGUGUCUGGUAUUGCAUUUGGCUGUAUGUUUGCAGUGGAGACCAUCAUUCCUGGCUUAUACGAAUCGCAUUAUGGAUUCAACUCAUGGCAAACAGGUUUGUCCUAUCUCGGUGCCGGUGUAGGUAACAUGGCCGGCUCAUUGCUUGGUGGAAUGACAUCAGAUAAGCUCUUGUUACGUUCUCGCCGUCUUCGUGGUGGUCGUGCCGUGUGUGAGGAUCGUUUAACUGCAAAUCUCUGGUUUGCUUUUGUCUUUAUCGUAUUUGGCAUCUUGCUGUUUGGUUGGGGCAUUCAAAAGAACCUUAGUUAUUGGUGUGGUAUUGUCGCUUUUGGUAUUCAAACAUUUGGCAUGAACCAGGUCAUGACAGCUACCUCUGCUUACAUUGUGGACGCAGUGCCUGGUGCUGGUGCGUCUGCUACUGCCUCUGCUAAUCUCAUUCGUAUGAUCAUGGCCUGUGUUUUGACGCUUAUCGCUAAUCCUUUGGUGGCAAGUAUCGGCUCUGGAUACACAUGUGUCUUUUUAGCCGGUCUGUCUGUUGUUGGGUUCUGUAUUUUGGUCAUUCUCAAGUUGUUUGGUGAAAAGAUGAGAAUCAGAGCUGGAUUCAAGGAUUAA
Molecule: messenger RNA, 1527 nt
Organism: Mucor velutinosus
Lineage: Eukaryota; Fungi; Mucoromycota; Mucoromycetes; Mucorales; Mucoraceae
Exons: 4
Coding region: 1-1527 (508 amino acids)
Biological process (GO): transmembrane transport
Cellular component (GO): plasma membrane
Molecular function (GO): transmembrane transporter activity
Source: RefSeq, a predicted model, not a curated record